Molecule: messenger RNA, 1332 nt
Organism: Parus major (Great Tit)
Lineage: Eukaryota; Metazoa; Chordata; Aves; Passeriformes; Paridae
Gene: MAD2L1
Product: mitotic arrest deficient 2 like 1
Exons: 5
Coding region: 35-664 (209 amino acids)
Biological process (GO): mitotic spindle assembly checkpoint signaling
Cellular component (GO): nucleoplasm; kinetochore; cytoplasm
Source: RefSeq, a predicted model, not a curated record
CGGAUUCGAACCGGGCGGCGGGGAAGCGGCGGCCAUGGCGGCGCAGCAGCAGCAGCUCGGCCGGGAGCACCAGGGCAUCACCCUGCGCGGCAGCGCCGAGCUCGUGGCCGAAUUCUUCUCCUAUGGGAUCAACAGCAUCCUGUACCAGCGGGGCAUCUACCCCCCCGAGACCUUCACCCGCGUGCAGAAGUACGGGCUCACCCUGCUGGUCACCACGGACCCCGAGCUGGCCAACUACCUCAACAACGUGACGGAGCAGAUGAAAGAGUGGCUGUACAAGUGCAUCGUGCAGCGCCUGGUGGUGGUCAUCUCCAGCAUCGAGAGCAGCGAGGUCCUGGAGCGCUGGCAGUUCGACAUCGAGUGUGACAAAACUGCGAAGGAUGACAACGGACCACGAGAGAAAUCUCAGAAGGCAAUUCAGGAUGAAAUUCGCUCUGUCAUCAGACAAAUAACUGCCACAGUAACCUUCCUGCCACUCUUGGAAUCUGCCUGUGCCUUUGACUUGCUGAUAUACACAGACAAGGAUUUGGCAGUGCCAGAAAAGUGGGAAGAGUCAGGACCACAGUUCAUAGCCAAUUCAGAAGAGGUUCGGCUGCGUUCCUUCACCACCACAAUCCACAAAGUCAACACCUCAGUGGCUUACAAGAAGGAUUCUGUUCCCUAAGAUGCAGGGGCAAGUUCUAUGUGUGUAAAUAUCCUGUCACCUUGUAUAGUUUCUGUUCAUCAUGCAGCUAAGCCAUGAACACAUCAUUACUGUCCUCUGGAUGAAGUAUGACACAGUGACAAAAUGCCUGUCUGUGAUAAUGUGACACUAGACUAAGCUGGCAUAAUUUUUAAAGAUAUUUUAAAAAGUAUUCAUGGUCAUAGUUCAAUUCUUACUGUAUGAGCUAAACUAAUGGUGUGUUAAACCACUGCCUCUGUUAGAAAAACUGCCUAAAUCUAGGAUUAGCUGCUAGAAUUGUGUUAAGAUCCUGUAAUUUUAUAUUCUGAAAUUAUUAUAAAACUGCAUUCUGUUAGCAGUCUUAAGUUCUCUGUAGCAACUAAAAAAAAUAAUUUCAUUCCUGGGGUGCCAAUUCUCAUGUUAAAAGCCUGGGCUGUUUUAUUACCAGAAAUAACCCUAAAACAAAACAACCAAGCAGUUUUUUUACCUCUCUACAAUGGCAGCAGCUGUUUAUCAGGAAAACUUUAAAUAAAGCCAUGUAUUUUAACGACCACUGGGCUCUAGUUCUGGGGAUGGAGUUAUUCCGUCUGUCUGUAGUGUCUGUCCAGCAUUUUCUAUGUUUUUAUUCUUGUUUUACAGAAUAAAGCUUCGAGUUUUAUAGUGUUCUCUAA